Lasiosphaeria miniovina is the source of this 1072-nucleotide messenger RNA. RefSeq lists its product as uncharacterized. The record is from RefSeq and is a predicted model, not a curated record. NCBI's taxonomy places the organism in Eukaryota, Fungi, Ascomycota, Sordariomycetes, Sordariales, Lasiosphaeriaceae. The coding region runs from base 123 to 893 and encodes 256 amino acids. The transcript has a single exon.
GGCCGUGCAACCAUAAAGUACUAACUCUGGCCCAGUAACAUGGGGUCGCAAGCAGUGCCUUAUCAGACUUCUGCAGCAGCGGACGCGACGGCGACCUGGCGCAGAGGUGGAUACGAAAGCCUAUGUCCGACAGACUGCAUCCAGCAAGACGCCUUCCUACCCAGUGGCCUCAUCGCACGUCCGAUAAAAUGCAUCCCCGAUGGAACCCUUCUACAUCACUGUCUCUUAUCCCCAUUCUGUCAUUCCCCAUUCUGUCGUUCCCAUCCUGUCAUUCACUUUAUCCCACAGGACCCCAACAAGUCAUUGUCGCCAGACCGGCCCCCGCCCGAGCAGGCGUGCUGCUCUGCUGCUGGUGUCGCCUCGGGCUUGUAUUUGCUGAACGCGGUACGCAGCUGCGCCGCCGGGCUGCAGCUGAUGGCGACUGCGAAUCCUUUCCCGAACUGUGUCCUAUCCUGGCCAUGGGUGGGAGAAAAAAAUACCUAGCCCCGCUCCCCGCCUACACUUUGAACCAAGUAAUUAUGCAUUGGUUUACAAUGAAACCCACAUCGAGUGCUUGCUUACUGCUUUAUCUGUCCGGAGCCCGAGACAGUGCUGAGAGACGAGGUGCCAGGCCUGGCACCUGUCUCCCGUUCCGAUUUGACGGCCCGUCCCUCACCCUGGGUGGUGGUCCCCAAGCGGCGCAAACCGGGCGGUUUCUUUUUCUUCCAUUAUUCCUUGGCUUAUCCCCGCACCCUGCCCUGGCAAUACAGCUGCAGCUCCGCCGCAUGCAACCAUUUUGUAAGCAAAAGAGCUUGUUUUCUUAUUGCCACGCCGGUGGGUUUUGCCUCACUCGGACACCCCCAGAGGCCUGCUCUCGGCCCAAGUGUCCAAUAUUCUUUCCUUUCGUUGCCUGACUUACUGCUCGCCCGCUCGGAGAUGGAUAGCCGCGGGCAUUCUCGGGAAAAGUAGCAGGUAAUUAAUCAAUCAAGAUGCUGUAGUAUCGGCCGGGGCCUUGAUCGGCUGAGGGUCGGCCGAUCCAACGCCCCGGUUUGUUCGCCCUUUCCCGAUCAAACGAGCAAAGAGACUCGCGCGG